CUCAUUUCAAAAGUGCUUAUCUUUUGUUAAAUGAUACAGUCAGUAUGAAUUUCUCAAAUGGAUCAGAAUCAAGUGGAUAUUAAGGUCUUAUUCUUUGCGAUUUCACGAGAACUUGCAGGGAUAAGUGAGUCACAUAUUAAAGUUAAGUCAAGAAUUACUUUUGAGGAGUUAAAACUUGAAAUUUGCAAUAAUUUUGGACUGGAAGUGAUAAAAAACAACAUUGUCUUAGCUGUCAAUCACGAAUACGUGGAAAGUGGUGACAUUGUAUUGAAAAAUAACGACGAACUUGCUGUGAUUCCUCCAUUGAGUGGUGGAUAAAGAUCCAGUAUGGAUUUCCUUAAACUUACUUUCGACAAAUUAGAUCCAACAGAAAUUAGUGAGCUUUGUGCACAUGAAAGCUGUGGUGCUGUAUCUCUAUUUAUAGGAACAACUCGUGAUAACUUUCAGCAUAAACAAGUCGUCAAGCUAGAAUAUGAAGCAUACAAUGAAAUGGCAAAAAAGAUCAUGUCCAAGAUAUGUGAUGAUGUGAGACUAAGCUGGCCAGAUGUUCAAAAUAUGUGCAUUUAUCAUCGACUAGGUGAAGUUCCUGUAAAAGAAGCUAGUGUCAUUAUUGCUAUCAGUUCACCACAUAGGCAAACCAGCCUUGAAGCCCUUCCAUUCGCAUUAGAUCAUUUAAAAAAGUCAGUUCCAAUAUUCAAAAGGGAAUAUUAUAAAGACAAUGAAGGAUCCAGUGAAUGGAAGGAGAAUCCAGAAUGCACUUGGUCGAAGAAGAAUAGGCAGUUGAUUGAUGAGCUAUGAGCAGCUAGGAAAUGUUUUAAUGUUGUUAACUUUUAUUAUGUAUGACUAGAUUAGACGGGAAAUGGAAUUAAAAACCAAUUUUAC
This is a messenger RNA of Chironomus riparius, 882 nucleotides long. The record is from the annotation of a GenBank genome assembly. Lineage: Eukaryota; Metazoa; Arthropoda; Insecta; Diptera; Chironomidae.